Messenger RNA from Thlaspi arvense, 351 nucleotides. The record is from the annotation of a GenBank genome assembly. NCBI's taxonomy places the organism in Eukaryota, Viridiplantae, Streptophyta, Magnoliopsida, Brassicales, Brassicaceae.
AUGAACAAACUCCUCCGUCUCAUCGAGGCAUUGAACAAAUCUCCACAUAGCUUAACCGAGACUGAGCUAAUUAACGCUUGCAGCGAGUUAAUGGAGAUUACAGAGGUGGGCUUCAAGCUGGACUGGUUGAAGACAAAGCUUGAUGAGGUUUUCUUGGAGAGGAAGAAAGAGAAUGCUGAUGCGUUACAAGUCGAGGAACACAUCAUGACUCUCAGAGAUGCGCUGAAGAAUGAGAAAGCCAUGUCUUCUACUUCUGAUGCUAAAGACUGGCUCGAGGGCGUUGUUCGCUCUUGGAAUCAGUGGAAACUAAGAAUGGGGCUUGCUGAUCUUGGUGAUAAAAAAUUUGACUGA